AUGAAACAAGGAAAAAUGGGAACUUCUGAUGAGUCUUCGCGCCUCAUCAUGGACCCAAGCCUUGCCUCCCAGCGCGCCUCUACCCGCUUCAGCACCUACAGCGCCGCCCCCUCUGUCGCCAACACCGUCCAGACAACCCUCUCCUCCGACUCGGCCAACCAGGAAAUCAGUGACAUCGAGAAUGGCCUGAUCAAGCUCGAGAACAAGAAGCUGGCCACGCAGCGCUUCGUGCCCACCAAGGAGAAGACUGAGCACCUGAGCUCGCUGGCGCUAGGGGCUAAGCUGGAGAGGGCUCUCGGCCGCAGGAUGGGAGGACAGGAUGCAGUGAUGCGCGAGCGGAAGAAGACGGUGACGGAGAAUGAGAAGCCUGCCAUGCAGCCGGAAGAGGUCGCCCCCGUUACCUGA
Drepanopeziza brunnea f. sp. 'multigermtubi' MB_m1 is the source of this 405-nucleotide messenger RNA. RefSeq lists its product as uncharacterized. The record is from RefSeq and is a predicted model, not a curated record. NCBI's taxonomy places the organism in Eukaryota, Fungi, Ascomycota, Leotiomycetes, Helotiales, Drepanopezizaceae.